AUGGUGAUGAUGGGUGGUUGCAGUGGCAGGUGGUGUGGGGGUGGUGGUGGCGUGGGGUGGGUUAUGGCUGUGGCAGAUGGUGCGGGUGUGGGUGGGUGGUGGUGGGUGGUAGAUGGUGACGGUGGGUUGUGGCAAGAAGGUUGGCCGGAAUUUGUUUCUGGAAAAGUACACUCACCUGAAUAUUCCCUUAGUGAGCAGGGUUAUAUUGGAAAACAUACGCCGCACAAAUACACAAACAAGCAGCGAACACUCGAACAGCAGCAGCGAACAGCAUUAUCUCCGCCACCAGUCCGCCUCUGGCCUCCGGCCUCCGCCCUCCUCCGCCUCCGGCUGCUCCGCCGCCUCCGCCUCCGGCUCCGGCUCCUGAUUAUGAUCAUCUCAGCAUUAUCAGUUAUGCAGAAGAAUAUUUCAAGUUUCUUUCAAAGGCAACCACCACCUAACAUUGAAUCGUCAUCUUCAACUAGUAAACCCUUGAAAAUCGUUUUGGAUGAUCUUCCGUGGGAUCCUUCCGAAAGGAAACCAAUUUCAUCUUAUCACCCUAGUCAAAAAGAUGAAAUUAGACGAACAUAUUUGCUUCGAGGUCCAUGUCAACCGAAAGGGAAAAAAACAGAUUUUCCACAAACACUUAUUGGUAAUAGUGAUAAGUUAAGACGGUUCAAUCCAAAAUGGUACACAGAAAAGCAUGGAAAUUGGUUGGAAUAUAGUGUCAAAGCGGAUAAAGUGUAUUGCUUAUAUUGUUACUUAUUCAAAGAAAGUGGACAAAAAGAUGCAUUUGCGAGUGAGGGGGUACAAUGUUGGCAUAGGAAAGAAGAAAGAUUCGAAAUUCAUGUUGGUAAAAGCAAUAGUUUUCACAACAGGGCGGUUCAAAAAGGAGAAGACUUACUUAAAGAAGCCCAAUCUAUACCAGCGGUUCAAAAAAAACCCGAGCAAAACAAAGAAUAUAGAAUCCGAUUAAGUACUUCGGUUAUACUCGCUAAAGGAUUGUUGAAUGGCGGAUUACCUUUUCGGGGUCAUGAUGAAUCUGAAGCAUCCUUAUAUAGAGGACAUUUCAUAGAGUUUUUAAAAUUGUUCGCACAAACAAAUGAAGAAAUUGCAAAGUAUAUAUUAAGUAAUGCUCCGAAGAAUUGCCAAAUGACGGCUCCAUCAAUACAAAAAGACAUUUGUAAUUGUUUUGCAGAAGAAGUGUUAAAGAUGAUAUUUGAAGAGCUUGGUGAUGAUGUCUUUUCUUUAUUAGUUGAUGAAUCGAGGGAUAUUUCUAAAAAGGAACAAAUGGCCGUGGUUUUGAGAUUUGUUGAUAAAUUAGGAUUUGUGAAGGAGCGAUAUAUUGAUGUAGUUCAUGUUAUGGAAACAACCGCUUUAUCUCUUAAAUCUGCAAUUGAUGAAUUAUUUGCUCACCGCAAUUUAAAUUUGGGUAGGGUUAGAGGCCAAGGAUAUGACGGUGCAAGCAACAUGUCCGGUGAGUUUAAUGGUUUGAAAACUUUGAUUUUGAAAGAAAAUUCUUCGGCAUAUUAUGUUCAUUGUUUUGCCCACCAACUUCAACUUGUUGUUGUGGCCCUUGCAAACAAGCAUCUUGAAAUUUGUAGAUUUUUUAAGGAAAUAACAGAUUUAAUAAAUGUUGUUGGUGCAUCGUGCAAACGAAUAGAUUUGCUAAGAGAAAGUCAAAGAGAGCUUUUGGCAUUGAAUCCGGAAGUUGUAAUCGGAAGUGGAAAUAAUCAAGAAAUGGCACUUACAAGACCCGGAGAUACACAUUGGAGCUCUCACGAAAAAACACUUCUUCGUUUGCUUACCUUAUAUCCUUGUGUUAUUGAAGUGCUUGAAUAUAUAGAAACUUCGGCAUGGGAACCAAUUCACAAAACUCAAGCAAAUGGACUUCAAUUAUACAUGAAAAGUUUCAAGUUUGUAUUUUAUUUACAUUUGAUGAAACAUAUCUUGGGAGUUACUAACUUAUUGUGUGUCGCUCUUCAAAGAAAGAAUCAAGAUAUUUUGAAUGCAGUUGAGUUGGUUAGAUCAACCAAAGAAGAAUUACAAAGGUAUCGACUUGAAGGCUUUGACUCACUUUUAAAAGAUGUCACAUCCUUUUGUGACAAGUAUGAUAUUGAGAUGAUUAACAUGGAAGAUGAGUAUGUUGACCCGAAAAACAGAAGAAGAAAGACCAAUAUCACCAAUCGUCAUCAUUUUGUGGUCAAUAAUUUCAACACGGUUCUCGACAUGCAAAUUCAAGAGCUUGGAAACCGUUUUAACGAGGUAACCACUAACUUGCUUACGUGUAUGAGUUCUUUGAGCCCGCGUGAUAAUUUUAGUUCCUUUAAUAAACUAAACUUGCUAAAGUUGGCCGAAAUGUAUCCGUAUAAUUUUACUUUUGAUGAAAAAGAUAAGCUUAUCGAUGAACUCGGCCACUACAUUUCUAAUAUGAAAAGAGAUAGUCAGUUUGAUAACCUGAAUGGGGUUAGUGAUCUUGCCAAAAGGAUGGUGGAAACAAGGAAACACAUUGAGUAUCAAUUGGUCUAUCGUUUAAUAAAGUUGUCACUAGUUUUACCGGUUGCAACGGCUAGUGUUGAAAGGAGUUUUUCUUCAAUGAAGCUUGUGAAGACAGAAUUGCGUAAUAGGAUGGGUGAUGGAUACAUGAACGAUUCUUGCAUUUGUUACAUUGAAAAGGAGUUCUUACAACAAGUUUCCGUUGAGAGUGUAAUGCAACGUUUUCAAAAGAUGAAAACCCGUCGUCAACAACUUUAG
Helianthus annuus (common sunflower) is the source of this 2733-nucleotide messenger RNA. RefSeq names its product zinc finger MYM-type protein 1-like. NCBI's taxonomy places the organism in Eukaryota, Viridiplantae, Streptophyta, Magnoliopsida, Asterales, Asteraceae. Gene Ontology annotation, molecular function: protein dimerization activity. The record is from RefSeq and is a predicted model, not a curated record. The transcript has 4 exons. Bases 1 to 2733 code for a protein of 910 amino acids.